Molecule: messenger RNA, 1152 nt
Organism: Acanthisitta chloris (rifleman)
Lineage: Eukaryota; Metazoa; Chordata; Aves; Passeriformes; Acanthisittidae
Gene: TAF12
Product: TAF12 RNA polymerase II, TATA box binding protein (TBP)-associated factor, 20kDa
Exons: 6
Coding region: 80-718 (212 amino acids)
Biological process (GO): RNA polymerase II preinitiation complex assembly; DNA-templated transcription initiation
Cellular component (GO): SAGA complex; SLIK (SAGA-like) complex; transcription factor TFIID complex
Molecular function (GO): DNA binding; protein heterodimerization activity; TBP-class protein binding
Source: RefSeq, a predicted model, not a curated record
AGGCAUGGGAGUUGUGUGGAAGAGGAGGAAGCCAGAGUAGGUGUCGCUGCCUGGUGAUGCUCUGGGAAGGCUGUGGGCAAUGGCCUCUCCUCUUUCUGGGCCCACAGCUGUGGCUGAUGUAAUUAAAGAUCUAGACACUCAGAUAGCUUUGAUUGGUUUGGGUCCCCACAACCCCAAGAAGAAGCAGGACCUAGACAAGCUUUAUGAUCUAAAAGCUAAAGCCCAACAGAUUAUGAACCAGUUUGGCCCUUCUACCUUGAUCAACCUCUCCAACUUCUCCUCCAUCAAGCCAGAACCAGCGAGCACUCCCCCCCAGAGCUCCAUGGCCAACAGCACCACAGUGGCAAAGAUGCCAGGAACACCCAGCGGAGGAGGGAGGCUCAGCCCUGAAAGCAACCAGGUUUUAACCAAGAAGAAACUGCAGGACCUGGUGCGUGAGGUGGAUCCCAACGAGCAGCUGGAUGAAGAUGUGGAGGAAAUGCUGCUGCAGAUCGCUGACGACUUCAUCGAGAGUGUGGUGACAGCCGCGUGUCAGCUCGCACGGCACCGCAAGUCCAACACCCUCGAGGUGAAAGAUGUCCAGUUGCACCUUGAGCGUCAGUGGAACAUGUGGAUCCCAGGCUUUGGUUCUGAAGAAAUCAGGCCCUACAAAAAAGCCUGCACUACAGAAGCUCACAAACAGAGGAUGGCACUGAUCCGCAAGACUACCAAGAAAUAGCCCCUGGGCAGGGCCAGGAGACGCCGCCAGAGCAGUUUGGGAUAUUUGCCUCUCCACUGAAGCCUCCACGAUGUCACCUGUGGGAUAUUUUUUUUAAAUGCUUUACAGAGAAGCAUCUAUUUUUUAUGAAUGGUGCAGCAAUAUCUUGACUUUCUGAGGAGAUCUGCCAAAAACAUCCUACGCCCCUUCCCUCGUUCCUCCUCGGAGUGUGACAUCUCCAACAGAGACUUUCAUUUGUGACUUGAAAGUGGUUUAUCGUACAAGUGAUUACCCAAGGGACAGAGAGUUUGGUCGUGUGUGGGACAGUAUUAGAAGCAUCUGUAGAGGUUUUUGUUUCCUCCUUCCUGCCCCUACCUGCUCCAGUACUUUGUAAUGUCAGUGUUUAUAUAAAUACUUGCGUUUGUUUUACAUGAAUAAAGAAAUUAUUAAUCUAA